Prosopis cineraria is the source of this 2479-nucleotide messenger RNA. RefSeq lists its product as uncharacterized. Gene Ontology annotation, molecular function: beta-glucosidase activity. The coding region runs from base 522 to 2369 and encodes 615 amino acids. NCBI's taxonomy places the organism in Eukaryota, Viridiplantae, Streptophyta, Magnoliopsida, Fabales, Fabaceae. Gene Ontology annotation, biological process: glucan catabolic process. The record is from RefSeq and is a predicted model, not a curated record. The transcript has 9 exons.
AUUAUGUAUCUGAUGAAUGUUGAAUGUUUUUUAAUUAUAGGCAAAUUUCAAGAAGCCAAAUUGGGCAUCUCAGCUCACAUCUGCCUUAGUUGUCCGAUCUUGCCCACCUGCCUUUCUAACUUCGAGCAUUUUUCGAGCAUGGGCAGGCAUCAGGCUUAGUGUUGUGCCUGAAGGGGGUUUAGGGUUGGGCAAUGGGCACGGAGGUUGCCUGCAACCCUGCCUAUAUACAGCCCUAGCUAUUUUCGUAACAUGUUAACAAAUAAGCCUUGAAUCUCUCUUUACUUGUAGCUAAAAAACUAUGGAAGAAGAACGUUUGGUGUUGGUCCAUACAUUUUAAAGAACGUUUGGUUGGUCUUGUUCAUUGCUUUCACUGGGCCCAACGCAACGACCAACUAACGACUUCGCUUCCUCCUAACAGACAUGGAGGCCACACUGUGCCCUGAAACGUUUCGCAAAUUAUUGCUUCUCUUCUUCUUACUCUGCUUUAAUUUCUUCUUCUGCUUCUGAAGCCGACGAGUGGGAUGAGCAGAUUGGCGGACAUGGAUUGCGUGUACAAAAAUCCCAGUGAAUCCAUUGAAGCUCGUGUCAAGGACCUUCUUUCCCGAAUGACUCUGAAGGAGAAGAUUGGCCAGAUGACCCAAAUCGAGCGUCGCGUUGCAAACCCGUCCGUCAUUAGGGACAUGUCUAUUGGGAGUAUCCUCAGUGCUGGAGGUAGUGGGCCUUUUGAAAAUGCACUAUCUUCGGAUUGGGCUGACAUGGUGGAUGAAUUUCAAAAGUCAGCUCUCGAGUCCAGAUUAGGCAUACCGAUCAUAUAUGGGAUCGAUGCAGUUCAUGGUAAUAAUAGCAUAUAUGGUGCCACUAUAUAUCCUCACAAUGUUGGCCUCGGGGCUACUAGAGAUGCGGAUUUAGCUCAAAGAAUUGGGGCUGCAACAGCACUUGAAGUUAGAGCUAGUGGAAUUCACUAUUCUUUUGCUCCUUGUGUUGCAGUUUGCAAAGAUCCUAGGUGGGGAAGAUGCUAUGAGACUUUUGGCGAAGACACUGAAAUAGUCAGAAAAAUGACCUCCAUAGUUUCAGGGUUGCAGGGCCAGCCUCCAAAAGGACAUCAAUACGGUUAUCCGUUUGUGGCUGGAAGGAACAAGGUUAUUGCCUGUGCCAAGCACUUUGUUGGAGAUGGAGGUACUGAGAAAGGCAAAGAUAAAGGAAAUACGGUAUUAUCAUAUAAUGAGAUGGAAAGAAUCCACAUGACCCCUUAUUUGGACUGUAUUUCACAAGGGGUUUCAACCAUUAUGAUUUCUUAUUCAAGUUGGAAUGGAAGGAAACUCCAUUCUGACCAUUUUCUCAUCACUGAAAUUUUGAAAGAAAAGCUGGGUUUUAAGGGUUUUGUAAUUUCUGAUUGGGAGGGACUUGAAUGGCUUAGGUCAGAUUACCCAAACUGCAUCCCUUCUGUGUCAGAUUACCGAAAAUGUAUCUUGUUAGCUGUUAAUGCUGGAAUUGACAUGGUGAUGGCACCUUAUAGAUUUCAACUGUUUAUGGAAGAGUUAUCCUCCCUAGUAGAAUCAGGGGAAGUACCCAUAGCUAGAAUUGAUGAUGCUGUUGAGCGAAUAUUGAGAGUGAAAUUUGCUGCUGGACUUUUUGAAUCCCCUUUGUCUGACAGGUCUUUGCUGGAUAUAGUUGGUUGCAAGCAACAUAGAGAUCUUGCACGUGAAGCAGUUCAAAAGUCCUUGGUUCUGUUGAAAAAUGGAAAGCAUGGUAGCAAACCUUUUCUUCCUUUAAAUAGAAAAGCCAAGAGGAUUCUUGUAGCUGGAACCCAUGCAGAUGAUCUCGGGUAUCAAUGUGGAGGCUGGACUAAAGAUUGGCAAGGAUCCAGUGGGCGUAUUACAAUUGGGACAACCCUCUUGGAGGCCAUUAAGGAAGCUGUAGGAGACGAGACAGAAAUUGUUUAUGAGCAGAAUCCAUCAAAAGAUACCCUAGAACGUGAUGACAUAUCUUUUGCCAUUGUAGCUGUUGGUGAAGAACCCUAUGUUGAGUUUUUCGGUGACAAUUCUGAGCUUGUAAUCCCCUUAAACGGGCCUGACAUUAUUAGUUCAGUCACGGAUAAAUUCCCAACACUAGUUAUUCUGAUAUCUGGAAGACCCUUAGUGUUAGAGCCAUGGCUUUUAGAAAAGAUUGAUGCUCUUGUUGCUGCUUGGUUACCUGGCACUGAAGCUCAGGGAAUCACAGAUGUUAUAUUUGGAGAUGCUGACUUUAAGGGUCAGCUUCCUUUGACUUGGUUUAGAAGAGUUGAGGAUCUUGAUCAACCAAAUUUUGGGGUUAAUAUGCAUGAUCCUUUAUUUCCGCUUGGCUUUGGGUUGACAUAUUCUAUGGACUAAAACCUCAUUUUGGUCAGACCGAAUGGUCUGCAAUCAUAAAGUUGUGUAUUCAAGAGGAGUGAUAUAAACAAAUAAGACUAGUAUGGAAUGUAGUCUCCCUCUUGUCACUC